This is a messenger RNA of Cajanus cajan (pigeon pea), 984 nucleotides long. Its product is annotated as proline-rich receptor-like protein kinase PERK8. NCBI's taxonomy places the organism in Eukaryota, Viridiplantae, Streptophyta, Magnoliopsida, Fabales, Fabaceae. Gene Ontology annotation, molecular function: ATP binding; protein kinase activity. Gene Ontology annotation, biological process: protein phosphorylation. The record is from RefSeq and is a predicted model, not a curated record.
CUGUGCUCAAGAGGUACAGAUCAAACAAAAAUGUCUCAUCUUCACACACAAGUUAAACAAGGAAAGCAACACGUCAACAGCCAUGAAAAACAUGAAACGAUUGAACAAUCGGUUUGUUCUGUGUGUAAUAAUAGAAGACCAAAAUUUGAGUGGAAGAGAGACUUCACAUAUGCUGAACUGCAUGCAGCCACACGUGGUUUUUCCCCCACGAACUAUCUGUCAGAAGGAGGGUUUGGUGCUGUCUUCAAAGGGGAGUUUUGCGGUCACAAGAUUGCUGUUAAGCAACACAAGUGUGAAAACCACAAAGGAGAGAAGGAAUUCAAGUCUGAAGUUGAUGCACUCAGCAAAGCAAGACAUGAGAAUGUGGUCAUGCUGUUAGGAUCAUGCACCGAAGGAAACAAUAGACUUCUUGUUUAUGAAUAUGUGUGCAAUGGUUCAUUGAACCAACAUUUAUCAGAACAUUCUCGUAAACUUCUUAGUUGGCAAGACAGGCUGAAAGUGGCUGAUGGUGCUGCCAAAGGGUUGCUAUACCUGCACGAGAACAACAUCAUACACAGAGAUAUGACACCAAACAACAUUCUUCUUACACAUGAUAAUAAAGUACUGCUAGGCGAUUUUGGUUUGGCUAGAACUUUAAUUGAAGACUCCUCAUACUCCACGGACUGUGUUGGGAAUCUGGCUUAUAUGGCACCAGAAUAUGCGGAAUUUGGAAAAGUUUCAAUGAAGACAGAUGUGUAUUCUUUUGGGGUGGUUCUACUACAGCUAAUUACUGGAUUGAGGACCACAGACAAACGAGUUGGAGAAAAGGGUCUAGUGGGAUGGGCAAGACCACUACUAAGAGAAGGGAAAUGCCAAUCUCUUAUUGAUGGAAGGAUGAUCAAUUCUCAUGACUGCCAUCAACUCUAUUGGAUGAGUCGUCUAGCUGAAAAUUGUCUUCUGAGGGACCCUCAUAAGCGAUUGCAUAUGAGUAGAGUAAGUCUGUAG